AUGAACAAUGGUACGUUUCCCGUUGGUAACAUUUGUGCUGAUACACCAACUGGAGAUGUAACUCAGACAAUUGUGGUCGGAAGUCAUAGUGACAGUGUGACAGCUGGACCAGGAAUUAAUGAUAAUGGUAGUGGUAGUGCAGCUAGUCUCGCUUUAGCGGUCACACUAGCACGUCUCUUUCAAAUGACAAAUUAUGCUAAAUACGCCUACCGUAUCCGAUUCUGUUGGUGGGGUGCUGAAGAACUUGGUCUUCUUGGUUCAGCCUAUCAUGUAGCACAAGCUCAAAAUUCGACUAUUAUCGGUGAACGUAUCACUGACUAUUUGAUCAAUCUCAAUUUUGACAUGCUGGCAUCACCUAAUUAUAUAUUUGGUAUUUAUGAUGGAAGUACAGUUGAUAAUACUACAACUUCGCGCUCGGCCAUUCCCGGUAGCAACAAAGUAUCUGCAUUGUUUCGCGAUUGGUUCAUUCGACAAAAGCUGCCCUGGGAUUACACACCGUUCAACGGUCUAAGUGACUAUGCACCGUUUUUGACAGCGGGAAUAGUCGCAGCUGGACUUUUUUCGGGAGCAGACGAUUUCAAAACGCAAGAACAACGUGAUCGCUAUGAUACACUCCUUGGACAAGGUCAAGGCGGUACUGCCGACGUCAGUCAAGAUCCUUGUUAUCAUAAGGCAUGUGAUUCUGUUCAGAAUAUCAAUGUUGCUGGCUACGAAAAGAUGGUUCAAGCAGCUGCAUACGUCAUCGAAUUCUUGGCUCGACAAACUGAUUUGAAAACGUGGCUCUAUCCACCAACUGCAAAUUAA
This is a messenger RNA of Rotaria sordida, 804 nucleotides long. The record is from the annotation of a GenBank genome assembly. Lineage: Eukaryota; Metazoa; Rotifera; Eurotatoria; Philodinida; Philodinidae.